This is a messenger RNA of Candidozyma haemuli, 1713 nucleotides long. It is a transcript of the gene MSN4, whose product is annotated as stress-responsive transcriptional activator. Gene Ontology annotation, molecular function: DNA-binding transcription factor activity, RNA polymerase II-specific; RNA polymerase II cis-regulatory region sequence-specific DNA binding. Gene Ontology annotation, biological process: regulation of transcription by RNA polymerase II. The record is from RefSeq and is a predicted model, not a curated record. The transcript has a single exon. Gene Ontology annotation, cellular component: chromatin. The coding region runs from base 1 to 1713 and encodes 570 amino acids. Lineage: Eukaryota; Fungi; Ascomycota; Pichiomycetes; Serinales; Metschnikowiaceae.
AUGUCGUACUCGUCCUUUGGCAUUGAUUCGGCUGUGGUGGAACCAACUUUCCAACAGAAUAACCUGCCCCAAAUCCCCUCCAAUGAAUGGAUUCCUCCUCCAGCGUCAUUGACCACCAUCGACUACGAUGGCUUGGAUCUCAAUGACGAGAUUUUUUUGAAUAGCCAGAACCCGGUGUUUCGUGACGAGGUGCCCUCGCUGCCGGUGGCGCUGUCCAAUUUCAACUACAGAAACUUGCAGUCGAACUUGAAUCUGCCUGAAAUGCAAUAUGCUUCGCCAUUCAGAACUGACCCAAACUCCCAUUACUCCCACCGUCGCCGGUUUUCGCUGGCGGUUGAACAGCUCAACAGGAUGUCCUUACAACAACAGAACAUGCCCGCAUACUCUGCAAACUCCACGGUUUCGUAUAACAGCGAGCUGGGCUCGAUCUCAGACCCAGCGUCUGCAACUUCCGACCAUUCCCAUCGUUCUUCGACUUCUUCAAACACUAGGGUGGAACUGCUGGACCAGUUUACCCGCGUGGCCAAGGAAGAACGUACAGUGAACCCUCGUGAACUUUUUGGCACUGUGGCCUCUACAGGCUCCAUGCCAGCUCCAGCUCGUUAUGUGCUACCACUGCUGAUGCUGUCACCUUCGCUAGGCACGAUUUUCAAAGGCAUGAAUGGAAAUCUUGAGAACGACAGUGGUGACAAUAAGGCCACGUUUUUCAACAAUCUCGAUACCAACGGCUCAUCAGUCGUUCAGUCUCCAGAACAGAACUCGAAUUCGACGUUUAUCAUGAACGAUGAAUGUGUUAGCGCCAUUACCUAUUGGCUUAAUAACACCGCCAACGUCAUUUCUGAGACUGAUAACGCAGGCGAGCAUGCGGCUCAACAAUCUGCCAAAUCUUCAAGGCCUGGCUGGAGACGCAACAACCUGAUUCAAGUGCUCCCCAGUCGUGUCGACGCCAACUCUUCGAGGUCUCAUUCGUUUGUUGGAAGCGCCAACUCGGUUCAUAAGAAGAGAAGACAGAAGUCGUUCAACAAUGCGAUCCCAGACAUCUUUGCCAAUGAGUUGGCCUCGGAUUCUCUCGCUGGUGCAUCUGCUUCAGAUGUCCCUCGUGAUCUUUCUGGCCUUGCCAGCGAGUCCAACAACUCCAUGCCGAUGAUAAGUCCUCAGGAGUUGGCCCUGUUUACCCAAGGCCUCGAGCAGGUUCCAGGUCUCGGCCAGGACAUCGUUCAAAGCAUUUCUCUGCCAAACGUGGCAAAGCUGGACCCUAGCAGUCAGUUCAAUUUCCCCAGACCUGCGGAAGAUCAGCAGCCUAACCUUGAACAGCCUAACCCAAGGCUACAUGACCACGAGUCACCAAACACAAACCUUUCUCUGGGUCCUAAGCUACAAAGUGCAACUUCCAGUCGUGGCGCCGGCGCUGAUACGUCAGAAGAUGAGCCUAAACCUUUCCCAUGUCCCGAGUGUGAUAAACAGUUCAAGCGCCUGGAGCACUUGAAACGUCACAUCAGAUCCGUUCACUCCAACAUUCGCCCAUUCCAUUGCAAGUACUGUGAGAAGAAGUUUUCUCGGUCAGACAAUUUGGCACAGCACCUGAAGACGCAUUUCAAAGUGGACAGCAAUGGAGCGACUACCAUCGUCUAUGGCAACCCCAAUCCUCAUACGCGUGGCCGCAAACGCAGCACGUCUAUGUCUGGGGAAAGCCAGAUGAAUGUCGAGGCAUGA